CCACUUUUUCACCUCAAUCAUCAUCUGUAAAUGAAAAUGGAUACAAUGAAACUCAACACCACCAACCACCUCCUCCCCCACCACCACCACCACCGUGAAAAGAUUGUUGUCGUAAUGGGUGCUACAGGUACUGGUAAAUCUCGUUUAUCUAUUGAUUUAGCAACAAAUUUCUCACCUUCAGAGAUAAUCAACUCAGACAAAAUGCAAAUAUAUAAGGGUUUAAGUAUUACUACUAACAAGAUCCCAGUUCAUGAACGUUCCGGCAUUCCACACCAUUUACUCGAUGAGUUCGACUCGUCUGAACACGAGCUAACUCCGUUUGAUUAUCGUUCUUUGGCUGAUGAAACAGUUUCAGAGAUCUUUUCAAGAAAUUGUUUGCCGGUUUUAGUUGGUGGUUCUAACUCAUUAAUCUACGGAUUCUUAACUAAAGAGCUUUCUAGUUCCGACUCGUUAUCGUUAUCGUCUUCUUCUUUAGAUUUCUUCUGUUCUUCAGCUGAAGAAGACGGAGUUUCCGGUGAGUUACGUUAUGACUGUUGUUUCUUAUGGAUUGAUGUUGCAUUGCCGGUGUUGAAAGAAUAUCUAUCUCUACGAGUUGAUCAAAUGAUUGAUUCCGGUAUGUUUGAAGAACUAUCGAAAUUCUAUGAAUGCCAAGAAGAAGAAGACGAUGAAGAAAGAACUCCGGUGUGUCGGACUGGGAUCAGGAAAUCAAUUGGUGUACCUGAAUUUAAACGGUUUUUCAAGUUGUUUCCACCGGGAGAUGGUGGUGGUGGUGGUGUAGAGAGGAGGAGGGAGAUGAAGAUGGUGUUUGAAGAAGCUGUUGAGGCUGUGAAAUGCAAUACAUAUGAAUUGGCUAUAAGACAGAUUAAGAAAAUUGAACGGUUGAGAUUGAUUGGAUGGAAUAUACAAAAGUUGGAUGCCACUGAAGUUUUUCGGGCUGUGUUGGAGUCGGAUUCCGGUAAGUCGUCGGAUAUUUGGGAUAAGGAGAUUGUUGAGAAGAGUGUGAAGAUUGUGAAGAAAUUCUUAGAUGAAUAG
This is a messenger RNA of Papaver somniferum (opium poppy), 1032 nucleotides long. Its product is annotated as adenylate isopentenyltransferase-like. The coding region runs from base 31 to 1032 and encodes 333 amino acids. Gene Ontology annotation, cellular component: mitochondrion. The transcript is spliced from 2 exons. The record is from RefSeq and is a predicted model, not a curated record. NCBI's taxonomy places the organism in Eukaryota, Viridiplantae, Streptophyta, Magnoliopsida, Ranunculales, Papaveraceae. Gene Ontology annotation, molecular function: tRNA dimethylallyltransferase activity. Gene Ontology annotation, biological process: cytokinin biosynthetic process; tRNA modification.